CAUGCCCCCGGUAUUCCGUGCCGGUCCCCUUCCCCUUGGCCCACCGGCUCACCAUGAAGGAGGUGUUCGACGCCGAGGGCCGGCCGAGGGUAGACCUGUUAAAAGCGCACCUCACCAAGGAGGGCCGCUUGGAUGAAGCGGUGGCCUUGCGCAUCAUUGAUGAGGGCGCUGCCAUCCUGCGCCAGGAACGCACCAUGUUGGACAUUGAGGCGCCAGUCACAGUGUGUGGAGACAUCCACGGACAGUUCUUUGACCUGAUGAAGUUGUUUGAAGUGGGAGGCUCCCCUGCCAACACGCGCUACCUCUUUCUAGGGGACUAUGUGGACAGAGGCUAUUUCAGUAUUGAGUGUGUGUUAUAUUUGUGGUCACUGAAAAUCCUCUACCCAAAGACGCUCUUUCUUCUACGGGGGAACCAUGAAUGUAGACAUCUGACAGAAUAUUUCACCUUCAAACAAGAAUGUAAGAUCAAGUAUUCGGAGCAGGUGUAUGAUUCCUGCAUGGAGGCGUUUGACUGCCUGCCUCUAGCAGCCCUGAUGAACCAGCAGUUUCUCUGUGUGCAUGGAGGCCUUUCACCAGAGAUCCACACACUAGAUGACAUCAAGAAGUUGGACCGAUUCAAGGAGCCUCCGGCGUUUGGGCCCAUGUGUGACUUGUUGUGGGCAGACCCCCUUGAAGACUUUGGCAAUGAGAAGACCCAAGAGUACUUUGGACACAACACAGUCAGAGGCUGCUCUUAUUUCUACAGUUACCCAGCAGUGUGUGAAUUUCUACAAACCAACAACCUGCUUUCCAUCAUCCGAGCACACGAAGCACAGGAUGCAGGGUACCGCAUGUACAGAAAGAGUCAGACAACGGGUUUCCCGUCACUCAUCACCAUUUUCUCUGCUCCAAACUACCUGGAUGUCUAUAAUAACAAAGCGGCGGUGCUGAAAUAUGAGAACAACGUCAUGAACAUCCGUCAGUUCAAUUGCUCUCCUCACCCAUACUGGCUGCCUAACUUCAUGGAUGUCUUCACCUGGUCGCUACCUUUUGUGGGGGAAAAGGUGACAGAAAUGCUGGUCAAUGUCUUGAGUAUCUGCUCUGAUGAUGAGCUCAUGAACGAUGGCGAUGAGAUCUAUGACGCCAGUGCAGCAGCAGCCAGGAAGGAAGUGAUUAAGAACAAGAUUCGUGCCAUCGGGAAGAUGGCUAAAAUGUUUUCGGUUCUACGGGAGGAGAGCGAGAACGUGUUGACCCUGAAGGGACUGACCCCUACAGGUAUGCUGCCAAGCGGAGUGUUGUCAGGGGGCAAACAGACUCUGCAGAGCGCUACCAUUGAGGCCAUAGAAGCCAUCGAGACAGUUAAGGAUGACGAAGCCAUUCGAGGUUUCUCCCCGCAGCAUCGGAUCAGCAGUUUCGAGGAGGCCAAAGGUCUGGACAGGAUCAACGAGCGAAUGCCGCCGCGGCGUGACGCCGUCAACAGUGUGGGCCUGUCUAUGGGUCGCAUGAAUAUGGGAGAACCCAAUGGGACCGAUAGCAACAGCAAUAUACAGUGAUGGAUGCGCACUGUCAUGCCCAAGACACAGUUUAAUGCAGUUACAACACUGGUACUUAUACCUGUACAUAGACAUACUCUAUAAGCAAAUACAUCACACACAAAUGCAGUAUUUCCAACACUGGCUUCACACACAGACAGGCACAGAGAGGGUCGUGAUUAUCUACCCCUUCUCCUUGCUCUACCUAAAAGGCAUGAGUGUGGCCGGACUUCACAACAAAAGGCCGAUUUAGAUAACUCUGACUCCUACGUUACCCGAAGAAAGAGGAAAUAACCUCACUCCCUGUGCAGAGCAGGAGGAGCUACUAUUCACUGUGCAUGUUGGAGAUCCACAGUGGGUUGACCGUGUCAGCGUCAUGUGGAUGUGGAACGUGUCAUGCUGACAAAGGAGUGGGUAAGGUCAGAGUGUGGCCAUCAGGGACAUAAAUAGAUUCUUUUUCCUGUUUGCAUCCAAAAGCCAGAAGUGAGAUAUGCUUUAACAAUGUCCUCGCCCGUUUUAUUUGAGACAUGUGCUGGAAAAAUGCGACGCGAGGGGUGGCUGUUUCUCCUACAGGGAUGUGCGAAGAUCAUCACAGCUGCAGACUGAUCUGAGCCCUGGUGUUUUAAUAUAGGAGGAGAUCAUGUUUGCUGUCGGAGCACAACACCUCCACCUGAUGAAAGAGUAGAGGCCCAGUCAUCCCCACUGGCCUCAGGCUAACUAGGCCUCAAACUAGGCUUGUCUCUCCUGAGCCUACUUAGAACGUUUGCAUUGCACACCUGAUGCAAGAUGCAGUGUAGCAGAAACAGAAUGCUUUAUUUAUGCGAGUGUGAACGAGCUUGAAAUACGACGUCAUACUAAGUUACACAUCCCUCCUGUUAGAACAAAUCAAUCUCUGGUCUAAGAAGUAGGCAAUUAUAUUUUACAGAGGAAAUGGACUCUUCCGCUGCCAAGACAAGAAGACAUCAGAAGAGCGGUUUCUUUGUGAAGCAUUUAUAUUAACGCAUCGGUGCAUGCAGAGUUAAGUUAAUUGAUAAAAAUGUGAAUUAUAUUUGUGCUCUAUGUGUUUCACUAUAGUAGAAUUUUUUUUCCUGGUUUUCUGGCUGACAUAAAUGAGCGGAGGAAUUAUGAAUUAUUUAUUUUGUACAUAAUGUUAAUUUGCUUUUUUUGUAUUCAUUUUGUUUCCUUCUUGAUUAUUUUCAACGCCUACUUCCUGUUUCUUUCGGCACUGUACAGAACAACAAUACGCUUCGACUGAGAAGUGUCAAGUCCACGUUCAAUACUUCUUUGUCAAUGUACAGGAGGUGCUUUUUAACGACAAAUAUGAGUAAUAACUACAAACUAGUAUCGAAUGACCACCGCUACUGUAUAUCAGAGGCAAAAGACAUUCAGGCAUACGAAAGCAUGAUCGCAUGGUAAAAAAAAAACACAAAAAAAACGCAGUUCAAAGCAAAAAGCAGCAAGACACAUUUUGACCGGAUAAGGCAGUUGUUUUGCUGUCACCAUUUAAAUGAAAAAAAACUAAACGAUUCCUCUUGUUAUUUGAUAUUUAUGGCUCUAUUAUGUUUAUUAUGAACAUUAUUAUUAAUAUUUAAGCUCUCUCUCUGCUAGUUGCUAUUCAUGUUGCGUUGCUCCUUGGUUGAUCUUGUUGUGCUUCUUUGGGAGAGGUGAACCCCCCAUGGCAUAGCGACUGUGUCAUGGUUUUCUCUCUCUCCCCUUCUCUCUUUCUUUCUCUCUCUCUCUCUCUAUUGCAACUCCCCAGUCACUAACACUGUAAGCAUGCCCCAUGGGACAAUCCACUUUUUUUACUCUUGAAUAAAAUAUGCAUGAACCUUUGGUAUCCAUA
Nerophis ophidion (straightnose pipefish) is the source of this 3354-nucleotide messenger RNA. RefSeq names its product protein phosphatase 3 catalytic subunit alpha-like. NCBI's taxonomy places the organism in Eukaryota, Metazoa, Chordata, Actinopteri, Syngnathiformes, Syngnathidae. The record is from RefSeq and is a predicted model, not a curated record. Gene Ontology annotation, cellular component: cytosol; calcineurin complex; cytoplasm. Gene Ontology annotation, molecular function: calmodulin binding; calmodulin-dependent protein phosphatase activity. The transcript has 14 exons. The coding region runs from base 54 to 1532 and encodes 492 amino acids. Gene Ontology annotation, biological process: calcineurin-NFAT signaling cascade.